This is a messenger RNA of Lindgomyces ingoldianus, 621 nucleotides long. RefSeq lists its product as uncharacterized. The transcript has a single exon. The record is from RefSeq and is a predicted model, not a curated record. Lineage: Eukaryota; Fungi; Ascomycota; Dothideomycetes; Pleosporales; Lindgomycetaceae. The coding region runs from base 1 to 621 and encodes 206 amino acids.
AUGCCAUCUCCCGUUGAUUCCUCUCUACUAUGCGGAAACUGCCCGAACGCCGGAACUCACCGGUGUUCCCGCUGCCACAAUGCCCGCUACUGUUCCGCCACCUGCCAGAGGGCCGACUGGCCGCUCCACGCAAAAAUCUGCAUCAGCUUCGCCUCGCUCCCAGCCCGCCCCGGCCCAAACUUCAAGCGUGCCCUACUCUUCCGUGCCAACUCCCCACGCCCGCGCUUCAUCUGGCUCGAACACAGAGGAAGCAACUACAACCCUAAGCUCGAAGACUGGAUCCCCUGUGGUACUGGUUGUAUCGACAUUAAUUGCUAUCGACGUCUCAACCGACGUCUUUCUAACAUGAUUAAUCUCACGUUCGACGAAAAUUUCCUCGGAACCUAUACCACCCCAAACUGGUCCAUUGCGGGGAUUGUCGGACCGCAAUAUGCAGGUAGGUGGCGGGGCGACUUCAUCGCGCAGGGAUUUGAGGGACGAUGGCAGACUGAGCAUAUUGUGGCGCGGGACUUGGAUACUAUGGCUUUAGGUCCAAUUGAGGAUUGCUUGCGGUUCCGGAGCCAGAAUAGUAUGGUGGAGUACUGUCUGCCCGACGACGUUGAGGGCGAGGAUAUGACUUGA